Molecule: messenger RNA, 870 nt
Organism: Diaporthe citri
Lineage: Eukaryota; Fungi; Ascomycota; Sordariomycetes; Diaporthales; Diaporthaceae
Exons: 3
Coding region: 1-870 (289 amino acids)
Source: RefSeq, a predicted model, not a curated record
AUGCCGCACAUAGCGCCAAAUUCAAUACCUCCGUCCUGGUACAUGACCCGUACACCGCGACUUAAUUAUGACAGCUUGACCUUGGACGGCAUUACAGAUACAGAGCCAUAUCACGUGUCUGGAAUAGACUAUGAUGCUUCGACACGGUCCAUCAUAGAUCAGGCCAACAGCGGAAAUCCUUUCGUUACCAACGGAGCUGACUUGUCCGGGCCCAACAAAGUCAUCCGAUAUGACACGGUUUCCAAAACGGUUGCGUACACCGCCGACCUUGCCGAAUUCGUGGCUCAGGCCCGAGUUGGCAACUCGGCCGCCGGCGGCUUCCAAGACUCGGCCGAGGACGCCGAAGGCAAUGCCUAUGUCACCACCACCUUCAACGUCGGGGCCAUCGCUAAGAUCUCGAAGACGGGGGACGUGACACCCUGGUACAUUGGCGACGCGACCCCGUCCUUCGACGUCGCCUCCGAGUCCCCCGCGCCAACGGAUAUCACCAUGACCGGCCGGCCUGCCGACGGCUCCUACGCUGGCCUCGGCUGCGAUGGCCUGAUCAGUCCUGCACGGUAUGGGCGCAAGGUGCUCCUUUGCUCUGAUAACGGCCAGGCCGCCACCACGCUCUGGGCUACAGGUGACGGCUUCGCUUCCGUCCGGUAUGUCGGCCAGGUUGCGAAUAACGGCACGGAGGAGGUCGCGAAGUUCGGGACCGUGGUGGCCACGGUGGAGAUGGGCAACUCGCUCUAUGUCAACAACGAGUUCUUCAAUGAUACCGGCGUCUUUGAUCUGGCUGGCGACCGCGCGAGCUUUCCACUUGUCGGCUCCACGGCGGAAUUCGACGCUUUGGUGAGCGCGGCUAGGUUUGAGAUUACUACUUGCUAA